This is a messenger RNA of Polyodon spathula (Mississippi paddlefish), 1414 nucleotides long. Its product is annotated as mRNA export factor. Gene Ontology annotation, cellular component: nuclear pore. The coding region runs from base 93 to 1199 and encodes 368 amino acids. The record is from RefSeq and is a predicted model, not a curated record. Gene Ontology annotation, biological process: RNA export from nucleus; transcription-dependent tethering of RNA polymerase II gene DNA at nuclear periphery. Gene Ontology annotation, molecular function: ubiquitin binding; RNA binding. The transcript is spliced from 13 exons. NCBI's taxonomy places the organism in Eukaryota, Metazoa, Chordata, Actinopteri, Acipenseriformes, Polyodontidae.
CAAAGCGCGCCUAUGCAGUGAAGGGAGUUUCGGCGCUAUAGCACAUUGCCCCUCCCUGGACCAGUCCAGCACCGAAUCGCAGAGUAACUAGGAUGAGUAUGUUUGGAACAAAUACCGGCUUUGGAUCAGGAGGCACCAGUAUGUUUGGAAACACCACCACAGACAACCACAACCCAAUGAAGGAUUUUGAGGUGACAUCUCCCCCUGAUGACAGUAUCAGCUGUCUGGCCUUCAGCCCCCCUGCCAUGACAGGGAACUUCCUGAUUGGGGGGUCCUGGGCCAACGAUGUGCGCUGUUGGGAGGUACAAGAUAGUGGGCAGACUGUCCCCAAGGCACAGCAGAUGCACACAGGGCCGGUGCUGGAUGUCUGUUGGAGUGAUGAUGGAAGCAAAGUUUUUACAGCAUCAUGUGACAAAACUGCUAAAGUGUGGGAUCUUAACAGCAACCAGGCAAUGCAGAUAGCCCAGCAUGACGCACCUAUUAGGAGUAUCCACUGGAUAAAAGCUCCGAACUACAGCUGUGUCAUGACAGGAAGCUGGGACAAGACUUUGAAGUUCUGGGACACGCGUUCUCCAAACCCAAUGAUGUCUCUUCAGCUGCCAGAAAGGUCCUACUGUGCUGACGUGGUGUACCCCAUGGCAGUUGUCGCCAGUGCAGAGCGGGGGCUGAUUAUCUACCAGCUGGAGAACCAGCCCUCAGAGUUUCGCAGGAUAGAUUCUCCCCUGAAACACCAGCAUCGAUGCAUUGCCAUCUUUAAGGACAAGCAGAACAAACCAACAGGGUUCGCCCUGGGGAGCAUUGAAGGGAGGGUUGCCAUUCACUAUAUCAACCCACCCAACCCAGCUAAGGAUAACUUCACCUUCAAGUGCCACAGAUCCAAUGGAACCAACACCUCGGCACCGCAGGAUAUUUACGCUGUUAACGCAAUCGCCUUCCACCCAGUCCAUGGGACUUUGGCUACGGUGGGCUCUGACGGACGGUUCAGUUUCUGGGACAAAGACGCGCGCACCAAACUGAAAACCUCUGAGCAGCUGGACCAGCCAAUCACAGCCUGCUGCUUCAACAGCAACGGAAACAUCUUUGCCUAUGCCUCCAGCUAUGACUGGUCAAAGGGACAUGAGUACUACAAUCCACAGAAAAAGAACUAUAUCUUCCUUCGCAAUGCAGCCGAGGAACUGAAACCCAGGAACAAGAAAUGAUUUUACCAGCUGUUUCAUCUCUGUUGUUGGACACCAGGAGGUCUACUUGAAUUCAGAAGACCUGCCUUGAUAUGUAUAUACAAGAGAACCUGUUUUUGCUUGCAUGAGUGGGGCAAUGCUCACAGACUCUUCUACCCAGGAGUUACUAGGGGUGGGGCUUUCUACUCACAUGAGGACUGGGGUGUUGCUGCUUUUUUUUUUUUUUUUAUUUUGUU